This is a messenger RNA of Arachis ipaensis, 782 nucleotides long. RefSeq lists its product as uncharacterized. Lineage: Eukaryota; Viridiplantae; Streptophyta; Magnoliopsida; Fabales; Fabaceae. The record is from RefSeq and is a predicted model, not a curated record.
UCGACUUUGGUGAAGAUAGCGAAGGAACUAUCAAGAAAAAUAUUUUAAAAAGUAUGGGGAAGUCUUGGAAGAAAACAAGGCUGAGGUUGUAUAAUGCUUUUUACGAGCCAACAUUCACGACUGAACAAAAUAUUAAGCAUCGUCCGUCGGGAAUCGAUUGAGAGCAUUGGAGAUGGUUCCUUGACUAUCGCGCCAAAGCUAAGACGAAGAAGAAGUGUAGGAAAAACGCGAAGAAUCGAUCAAAACAACUAUAUACCCACACUGGCGAUUCGAAAAGAUUUGCACGGCGAAUGGAAGAAGAGUCAGAACAACAAGGGAGAAGAGUCGGUAGAGGAGAGUUAUGGAUCACAGUGCACAAAAAAAAAGAUGGCUCCUAUAUCAAUGAUGAAACAAGAGCAAUUGGUGAAAGAAUUAAGGAGAUUGAGCAACAGGAUGAGUCAUCUAAGGUGUUGUCUCAAAAUGAUUUCAUUGCUCAGGUUUUCGGAAAAGAGAAACCGGGUAGAGUACGUGGUGUGGGUUUUAGACCGACUCCUAGUCAACUCUUCGGUUCGAAUUCACAUGCGCCUAGCAACGGAGUCCAACUAGAGGAGACCCAGAGGAAGAUGCUUGAACUGCCGACAAAGUUGGAAGGUGAGAAGUUGAAGAGGAAGGUGAUGGAGGAUGAGGCAGCAGCAAAGAAGAAAAAGAUGAAGGCGAUGGAAAGUGCUCUGAUUUAUCUAUUUCAACGGCAAGGUGAGGAGCUCCCACCAGACAUCGCUUCAGGGAUGAGUUUUGUGGAAUGA